AUGGAAAAGAGACCAAGGCUAAGUGUGUUCUUUGGCGUCAUAACCCUUUUGACUUUGUUCCAUCAACCCAGUGAACAAUGUCAGGAAGUUAACACCGCAGAAGUUGUUCAGGACUGGUGGCAAACCGCACAAUUUUAUCAAAUUUAUCCGCGAUCUUUUAAGGAUUCCGAUGGUGAUGGUAUUGGUGAUUUGAAAGGUAUUACCUCUAAAUUGGAAUAUCUCAAGGAUAUCGGAGUCACCGCAGCCUGGCUAUCACCUAUCUUUACCUCGCCCUUGGUCGAUUUUGGUUACGACAUUUCCAACUUCUUUGACAUACAACCCGAAUAUGGUACCCUGGAUGAUUUCAGGGAUCUACUAACGAAAGCCAAGCAAUUAGGUAUGAAAAUCAUUUUGGAUUUUGUUCCCAAUCAUUCGAGCACCGAAAAUGAAUGGUUCAAGAAAUCGGUGAAUCGUGAACGGGGCUAUGAGGAUUAUUAUGUGUGGUCCAAUGGCAAGGUGGAUGAGAAGGGUGAGAGACAGCCUCCAAGCAAUUGGUUAUGUACUUUUCGUGGCAGUGCUUGGCAAUGGAAUGAUCAAAGGCAGCAGUACUACCUCCAUCAAUUUGCUGUACAACAGGCGGAUUUGAAUUAUCGUAACCCCGAUGUGGUGGAGCAAAUGAAACGGGUGCUGAGAUAUUGGCUGGACAUGGGUGUUGAUGGUUUUCGUAUUGAUGCUGCCACUGCACUUUUUGAAGCUGAACCCGAUGCGAAUGGCAUCUAUCCCGAUGAAGAGGUGAGUGGCGUCACAGAUGAUAAAGACGAUCGGAAGUAUUUGAAAACGGAAAAAGUGGAUUUACAACCGGAAUGUAUUGAUAUGAUCUACCAAUGGCGCCAGGUAAUGGAUGAUUAUCAAAGGAUCCAUGGUGGUGACACCAGGGUAUUGCUAAUUGAGACCUAUGCUCCCAUGGAGUAUACUAUGCAAAUGUAUGGCAACUCCACCACCAAGGGAGCAGAGCUACCAUUUAAUUUCAAUUUAAUCACUGAAGUGGAUACCGGAUUCAAGGCCAAGGAUGUGCAGAAAGCUGUCGAUGAUUGGUUAACCAAUAUGCCAGCGGGAGGUACUGCCAAUUGGGUAAUCGGUAAUCAUGAUCGUCGUCGUGCAGCCAGUCGUUAUGGUAUACGUAACACAGAUGCCAUGAAUAUGUUGGUAAUGUUCCUGCCUGGGGCCAGUGUUACCUAUCAGGGUGAGGAAUUGGGUAUGACUGAUGGUAAAAUAUCAUGGGAAGACACGUUGGAUAACCUGGCCUGUAAUUCAAAUCCGGAUAUUUUUGAGACAAUUACACGUGAUCCCUGCCGCACUCCGUACCAAUGGAGUGCCGAGAAAAAUGCCGGAUUUUCGGAUGGUCCGAAGACAUGGCUACCUUUGGCUGAGGAUUAUAAAACGGUGAAUGUGGAAAUGGAAUCGAAGGCGGAGAAAUCUCAUUUGAAAAUCUAUAAACAAAUGGGGGAACUGAGAAAGUCGUCCAAGACCUUGCAACAGGGUUCAUAUAAAUAUAAGGCCCUCAGUGAUGGGGUGUUUGUAGUGAAGAGAUAUUUAGCAGGCGAGGAAAGUCUUUUGUAUGUGGCCAAUUACGGUGAGACUCCUUCAAGUGUAAAUGUGUUGGAAAAUUUCGACGGCACCCUGCCAUCUUCAAUGAAUGUGAAAAUAAGCAGUCUGGACUCAAAGAAAAAAGCUGGGAGUACGGUGACUCUUAAGGAAGUUACGCUGGAAGCAGGAGAGGCAUUAGUAUUGGGAACGGAGUAG
This is a messenger RNA of Musca vetustissima, 1782 nucleotides long. RefSeq names its product maltase A1-like. The coding region runs from base 1 to 1782 and encodes 593 amino acids. Gene Ontology annotation, biological process: carbohydrate metabolic process. The record is from RefSeq and is a predicted model, not a curated record. The transcript has 2 exons. Lineage: Eukaryota; Metazoa; Arthropoda; Insecta; Diptera; Muscidae.